Aspergillus pseudotamarii is the source of this 2139-nucleotide messenger RNA. Its product is annotated as M3 family metallopeptidase. Gene Ontology annotation, molecular function: metalloendopeptidase activity. Lineage: Eukaryota; Fungi; Ascomycota; Eurotiomycetes; Eurotiales; Aspergillaceae. The coding region runs from base 1 to 2139 and encodes 712 amino acids. The transcript has 3 exons. Gene Ontology annotation, cellular component: mitochondrial intermembrane space. Gene Ontology annotation, biological process: proteolysis; peptide metabolic process. The record is from RefSeq and is a predicted model, not a curated record.
AUGGUCUCCCCAGAACGAAGCGCACCCCAGCAGCCUCCAACCUUCACGGCCACACCGGUCUCCAUCAUUCAAGAUGCCAAAUAUCUAAUCGAGCGUGCCCGCGAGGGCCAAAACCUGAUCAAAAGGAACGUGCAGUUCAACACCGCAACAUUCACCAACGUCAUUCUACCCCUUGCUCACAUUGACAACGCCCUGGCUUCCAAGUCCCAUAUCCUUGUUUUUUAUAAAGCCGUAUCGGCAAACCACGAACUGCGUAAUGCCUCUAUCGAGGCCCGCAAUCUGCUGGAUAGCUAUAAUGUGGAGACGAUGAUGGAUGACGGUUUGUUUGCGCUGGUUGACGCUGUCAUCCACAAAAAUGAGAAUCUGGAUUUAGAAUCCUAUCGCUUGUUGAAAAAGAUAUAUAUAGGUUAUAUUCGGCAUGGGUUGAGGUUGUCGGCUGGUUACCAGAGGGAUCGGUUUCGGGAGAUUCAGUCGCGGCUUAGUUGGAUUAAGGCUGAGUUUCAGAAAAACUUAGCUGAGGCGAAUAGUGCGGCGGGUAUCUGGUUUACGGCUGCGGAGUUGGAUGGGCUACCGGGUGGAUUUCUAUCUACGUUAAAGAGAGGCAAAGCGGGAAUGGUUAAUGAGGAUAAGUUCCAAGUGACGUUUAAUGACGCAGACUUCUUUCAAACGCUUAGAUAUGCGAGGGACAGUGAGACGAGGAGACGCAUUUAUAUCGCCAACGAGAAUAAAUGUGGACAAAAUGUGUCACUGUUCAGGGAGGCUAUACUGCUUCGUGAUGAAGCAGCUCGUCUGCUUGGUUAUCCCAGUCAUGCUGCUUUGCGGAUCGAAGAUAAGAUGGCGAAGUGUCCAAAGACUGUGAAUUCUUUUCUUAGCAAUUUACAUGCUCAAUUGAGAAAUGAUGGACGGAAGGAAGUCCAGAAGCUUAAGCAGCUCAAGAAGGCCGACCUUGAAUCCCGGGGAGAACCAUUCGAUGGCCGGUACUUUCUGUGGGAUCAUCAAUACUAUCAUCGAAUGAUGUUGGAGACGCAGUACUCGGUACACCAACAGAGGAUUGCAGAAUAUUUCCCUCUUCAAAGCACAGUCACGGGUAUGCUGAGCAUCUGUGAAACUUUAUUUGGUCUUGUUUUCAGUGAGUUGAGCAGAGAAGGGAGAGCCAAGCCAGCUAGUCCUAGAAAUGCACUUGUCUGGCAUGAAGACGUACAAGUCUUUCGUGUCUGGAACAGCGACGAGGAUGGUGGCUUCGUCGGGUAUCUUUAUAUGGAUCUUUACCUUCGGGAGGGUAAAUAUGCGAAUGCAGCAAAUUUCAAUUUGAUACCCGGCUACAUCCAAGAAAACGGCACACGACGAUAUCCUGCCACAGCAUUGGUGUGCAACUUCUCCAAGCCUAGUUCGGAAAACCCCUCUCUUUUAAAACACGACGAGGUUAUCACUUUGUUUCAUGAACUAGGACAUGGAAUCCAUGAUCUUGUGUCGAAAACGAUUUACUCGCAUUUCCACGGUACAGAGACAGAAGUAGACUUUGGCGAAGCCCCUAGCCAGAUGCUGGAGAACUGGUGCUGGACUCCAUCAGUACUGCGGUCACUAAGCAGGCACUACUCAUAUCUUUCCUCGGAGUAUUUUGACCACUGGAAAGAACAAGCAGAUGGGGUACCUCGGCCUCACGAGCAAAUGCCUGACGCGAUGAUCGGGAGUCUUCUCCGUGCCAAACACGUAAACGGUGCACUGUUCCAUCUGCGUCAGUUGCAUUUUGCUAUGUUUGACAUGGUAGUCCACGAGCCUGAUGACCAACACACAAUCGAGGGAUUAGACAUUUCGGCGAAAUACAAUGACCUCUUGGCUAAGAUUUUACCAAUGGACGUCCCCUCGGGUGACAACUGGGGCCAUGGUCAAACACGUUUUCAACACUUGCUAGGGGAGUAUGAUGCAGGGUACUACAGUUAUCUAUUCUCGAAGGUCUAUUCUGCAGAUAUGUUCUAUACCGUGUUCAAAAGCGAUCCUAUGAACUGUUUAAAGGGCCGGAGAUACCGAUAUACUGUUCUUGAGAAGGGAGGAAGCCUGGAUGGGAUGAAGAUUAUAACCAAUUUCUUGAGGCGUCAACCCCGGACAGAUGCCUUUUACAAGGAGCUUUGUCAAGGUUGA